AUGGCAGAUGACGGCGGACUCCUCGCCAUCGACGUCGACACGGACGAUUACGCAGAAACGGCUGCCGGAGACACGCCCAGCACUGUCGACCGCACAUUCCAGAGCGAAGCCGAUUUUCAGAAGCAGAAAGCUGGCUAUACCGCGAAAGUUCAGAACGGAAACAACCUCGCCGAGUUGUAUCGUGCCGUUCCUGCGCUGCAAGAGGAUAGUGGUGAGAAAAUACGAUUGGGCAAGAAAGAGGUGAUGCUACUGGGAUACGCGGUGGGAGAGAUGUACUACGAGAGGGAGUACGGGCCGAUAUUGAGGCUUUGCGAGAGGGUUGAAGAUGUAUGUGAGGUUGAUGAGAAGUUGGGAGAGUGUCUGAGACGGUGGAAGGAGAGGUGUAGGAUGAGGAUGGAGAGGGAGGGGUGAGAAGGUAUGAGAAGGAGUCGAUUGCAUUGGAGAGAAAUGAAGUGCUUUUUGGAGUCGAAAUUGACAUACUAUGUGGACGGGGAGGCACAACAUCGCCUUGAGUCUCUGCGGAGUCGACAUUCUCAAGGUCAUCAAGAAACGCCUUGAUCCAAUCAAACGUGCAUCGGUGAAGAGGACCUAUCAGUGCUCUUCUGGUAGUUCUCGAUCGAACACACGCACGGGAUGGCCAGAAAGAGAGACAAUACCAUCCACGAUCUCAUACGAAACCGAUUCUGUCAUUCGCGAAUAUCAGCUGAGGACCAGCACUCACUUUGUGGAUUUGCACCGUGCAAACGCCUCCUGAUACAGCCACCAUGCAUGGCGCAUAUCAGACGGGUUGCACCGUAAUUUAUGGCUUGGACGAUGCUUCGACAAGAUCCAACACUUCUGUACAGAACAGCAUUCUGACGAGAUGUGUGAUUCUGUCUGCUUUGCGAAGGACUCAGGACUGGGCGACAUUCACAGAGAUUCAGAACUGGAUGUCUCUGCGCUUUGCGAAGAUUCACGACUGCUUGAUUGUCUCGGAGAUGUUUUCAAGCAAACACCACCGUUCACGAUACUGGCGCGCGGUUCUUCUCCAAGAGCAAAAUACUUUCAAUCUUCGCGAAGGAAGUCUCUCCACUAUUCUUGACGAAAUGGCUAUGAUAUCCCGAAACACCAGCUUUCAGAGACCGACGGUGACGCUUUCGUCGAUGUUGCUGUAUGGCAUUUUCGCCACGGAGAAGAGUGUCCUCAUCGGAACCCGACUGCUUGAGAGAGAAGAACAUUACAAGAUGCUGGUGUUCAGGAUUGCGGAAGGAAGAUUACCGCAGGAACUUGCAGAUUUGAUUCUCGAGGACCUUUUUGAACUGGAUAGACCGAUAGUACAAACACGCUGGAGGGAAGAGGCUUCGAUUCAUGUCAAUCAACUGAAAUUUAUGCGUGCUGCGCAUGCACCGGCUAUGCCAAAUCAGAAGAAAGUGAAAGAGAAGAUGGUGAGAUUUCCCCGACCAGCUUUGUGAAAGAUGCUGAUUGCUUAGGCUGCCAUGGGUGUUACCAUCACUCGAGUUCAACACAGUAAACCCUCCGCCGCUCCCUCGCCAAUCCGAAGCAAAGAAAUCUCCCUCGUCCAUCUCUCCGCCUCGAACAGCAUCCCUACAAUGUCGAUAUGCGUCCCUUCUGCUCUGACGAAUUUCCCGACUGGCAUUCACUAUACGGGGAGUAAGGGGAGCUCUGUCACGAUCCUUUGUGAUCAGGAAACAACGACGAACGGGGCCAAGAUUUGUUAUACUCCAUCUGACGGAUUAACAAGCCAAGAAAGACAGGAGAGGGACUCGCUUCAGAUGGGUGUGGUUAUGCAACUGGAAGGCGUCUUGGAAGCUAUGCAGGGUUGGGAUGCGCAGGCUGUGGAGAGGUUUGUGAGGGUCUUGCGGUUGAGGGUUGUUCCUUUUGACGAGGGGCAGGUUUUGAAGCCUGGAGUGUUUGUUUGGGAGAGGGUGAAUGAUUUGUGA
Lecanosticta acicola is the source of this 1940-nucleotide messenger RNA. The record is from the annotation of a GenBank genome assembly. NCBI's taxonomy places the organism in Eukaryota, Fungi, Ascomycota, Dothideomycetes, Mycosphaerellales, Mycosphaerellaceae.